Microtus oregoni (creeping vole) is the source of this 2009-nucleotide messenger RNA. RefSeq names its product SIX homeobox 2 (gene Six2). Gene Ontology annotation, biological process: kidney development; regulation of transcription by RNA polymerase II. The record is from RefSeq and is a predicted model, not a curated record. The transcript has 2 exons. Gene Ontology annotation, cellular component: transcription regulator complex; nucleus. Gene Ontology annotation, molecular function: DNA-binding transcription factor activity, RNA polymerase II-specific; RNA polymerase II cis-regulatory region sequence-specific DNA binding. The coding region runs from base 273 to 1169 and encodes 298 amino acids. Lineage: Eukaryota; Metazoa; Chordata; Mammalia; Rodentia; Cricetidae.
GGCGCGGAGCAUGCGGAGCGGCGCCCCGGGCGGCCCCCGGGCUUGGGCGCGGGCGAGGCGCGCGGGUGGCGGGGGCGCGGAGCUGCGCAGGGCCGACGGCGGGAGCGAGGACGGACCGCAGUGACUCAGGAGUCGCCCGGGAGCCAGCGCCUGGCCAGGGGGCCCCGCCCGCCUGUCGGCCCGGCCAGGCCGGCGGGGAGGCGCCCAUGCGGGGCCGCGAGGCUCGGUGAGAGCGCGCGGGCAGGCGGGCGGGCGAGCGCGCAGCCGGCACCAUGUCCAUGCUGCCCACCUUCGGCUUCACGCAGGAGCAAGUGGCGUGCGUGUGCGAGGUGCUGCAGCAGGGCGGCAACAUCGAGCGACUGGGUCGCUUCCUGUGGUCUCUGCCCGCCUGCGAGCACCUCCACAAGAAUGAAAGCGUGCUCAAGGCCAAGGCCGUGGUGGCCUUCCACCGGGGCAACUUCCGCGAACUCUACAAGAUCCUGGAGAGCCAUCAGUUCUCGCCGCACAACCACGCCAAGCUGCAGCAGCUGUGGCUCAAAGCGCACUACAUCGAGGCAGAGAAACUGCGCGGCCGGCCCCUGGGCGCCGUGGGCAAGUACCGCGUGCGACGCAAGUUCCCGUUGCCGCGCUCCAUCUGGGACGGCGAGGAGACCAGCUACUGCUUCAAGGAGAAGAGCCGCAGCGUGCUGCGCGAGUGGUACGCGCACAACCCCUACCCGUCGCCGCGGGAGAAGCGCGAGCUGGCGGAGGCCACCGGCCUCACCACCACGCAGGUCAGCAACUGGUUCAAAAACCGGCGGCAGCGCGACCGGGCGGCCGAGGCCAAGGAAAGGUACGAGGAGAACAGCGAGAACUCCAAUUCAAGCAGUCACAACCCGCUGGUUUCUUCGCUCAACGGCAGCGGCAAGUCGGUGCUAGGCAGCUCCGAGGAUGAGAAGACACCGUCGGGGACGCCAGACCACUCGUCGUCCAGUCCCGCAUUGCUGCUCAGCCCUCCUCCGCCCCCUGGGCUUCCCUCCCUGCACAGCCUGGGCCACCCUCCCGGCCCGAGCGCAGUACCCGUGCCAGUGCCGGGUGGAGGCGGCACGGACCCUCUGCAGCACCACCACAGCCUACAGGACUCCAUACUCAACCCCAUGUCUGCCAACCUUGUGGACCUGGGCUCCUAGAGCUCUUGCUUUCCGAGCUUGGUGCGGGCACAGAAAAGGUGGUGCGGGAGAGCGAUAGGUGCUGGACUCCGUACCAGGUACUAGAAGACCGCCAUGCCAUGCCACGCCACGCGACGCAGGAGCAGCAGAACUGGCGGCGGGACAAAGUGGACAAAUGUCUGCUAGGGGACCCUCUGGGGGAUAAGUUGCUUUUGAGAUAUUUUCGAGGCCAGGGACUCGGUCUUGAACCAGGCAAGGGAAUAAAUUAUAAGCCGCAAUCACCACCCCGAUUUUUCUCAUCUCUUCUCCCUUCUUUCUUUCCUCCACUUGCCUUUCUGGUUUCUUAUUUCUCCUCUGUGCCUUCUUGCUUGUUAUUCCUCUUUUCUCUUUUCCUUCUAAAUGUCUGGAGUAAGCUCUCAAUCUCCCCCCCCCCCAUUUUCUCACAUCAUACUCCAAGUCUUUCUUCCUUCUGGUCAUUUAUUUGAGCCACUUCUUCUCUAACUCUCAGCGAAUCCAUAUGAAGGAAGGUAGACAUCCUGGGACUUUGGUCCUCAAAGACUCCUCCUCUCAGUGUGAGCCUAAGUGCCAGCUAGAAAGGACUGCACCCCAGAAGCCCCCCUCUCUUUCUCCCCCUCCCUCCCUUCCUUCCUUCCCUCCCUGCCUCUGGCUCCUUCCACCUUUCAUCCUCCCCCUCACCCCCUUCUUCCCACCACACUGGUUCUUCUCUUCCUUCCUAGACGGUGGUCUCUGCACUCCCAGCCCAGAGCGCCUCCCAGCCGCAGACUUGCCUUUCCCCUUUUAUGCCCUCAUGUGAAUGUUCGUCGGGAGAUAUUUCUGCUUUUAUUUUAUAAUAAAAUUAGA